CUCACAAUAACGUACUACCGUCACCUAUGUCCAUUUCCAAACUUACAAGUUCAACCUAUUUAAACAUUCUGUACAUAUUAAGCAACUGCUCCCCAUUCUUUAUAAUGCUAAAUUUUUAAUGUAAGUCUUUACAAGUUAAGAAGAAAAGAAUAGAUUACCGGUUAGGAUAUUUUUUUCAAUUUUAUGUGACUAAAUUUUUUUCAAUCUACAUAUUAGAAUUACAAGUAAAAGCCCAUUUCAGUGAAUCUUAUUUAUAAGGGAUUUUGUAUAACAAAGAUAUUUCACUAUUAUAGAAAAGAAUGUUGAUCUCAAUGAAUGCUAAAGGGGGAAAUUUUUAUUAAAAUCUGUUAUUAGCAGUGAUAGAAAGCUGGAAGUAAAUACUUUAGAAUCUUUUAGUAAUUAUUCAAUUUUCCACACAUCUUUUACAUUCCUACUAUAGAGCAAAGACCACUAAGUGAAACCAAAACCUACUCCUUCUCCACUCAGAAAAGAAAAUCAGCCACUUCCAAACUUUUACAAUGCAUUAGGUGAAGUAAAUGAGCAAGCACUGAAGAAAAUAUUAUCAAGUGUCAAAAAGAAUGUGGUAGGUUGGUACAAAUUCCGACGUCAUUCAGAUCAGAUCAUGACUUUCAGAGAGAGACUGCUUCACAAAAACUUACAGAAGCAUCUUUCAAGCCAAGAACUUGUUUUUCUGCUACUAACACCAAGUAUAACAACAGAAAGCUGCUCUACUCAUCGGUUGGAGCAUGCCUUACAUAAACCUCAAGAUGGACUUUUUCAUAGGGUACCUUUAGUGGUCGCCAAUCUGGGCAUGACUGAACAACUGGGUUAUAAAACUGUAUCCAGUUCCUGUACAUCUAGUGGUUUUGGCCGAGCAGUAAAAACACACAGCUCUGAAUUUUUUAAAGAAGAUGGAUCUUUAAAGGAAGUACAUAAGAUAAAUGAAAUGUAUGCUUCAUUACAAAAGGAAUUAAAGAGUAUAUGCAAAAAAGUGGAACACAGUGAGAGAGCAGUAGAGAAACUACUAGAGGAUGUAAACAGAUUAAAACAAGAAAUUAAAAAAAGAAAACAAGCACAGAUCCAAGCAACAGCGGGAGAGAACAAUGUCCCAGAAGUCCCACAGGAGAAUGCUUUUCUUUGUGAAGCUUUACGGACCUUUUUUCCAGAUUGUGAACUUCUUCAUUCAUGUGUUAUCUCUUUGAAAAAUAAGCAUAUUUCUAAAAGUUGCUGUAACACCAACCACCAUCUCAAUGUGGUAGACAAACUAACUUUAAUGGUAGAGUACAAUGACAUUCUUGAAGCUAAUCAAGCCCAUGGACAGCAAAUGAUUAAGCGUAAAGCUUUGGACAUGGAUGAUGGAUGGCAAGUCAAGAAAUCACGGCUGCUGGAGAUGCAAAAAAGACCAUCUAAAACAGAUACUGAAAGUAGUAACCAAGAGAAAGCAUCCACAAUAAGCAGUCCAGAAACAGAUGAAGAGAUUGUGAAAAUGAAGGGCUCUGGUGACUAUCCACAGUCUCCUACAUUUUGAUCCUUUUAGACCAAAAGGAGAUUUUUGAUUGGCUGAAGGGAAAAGCCAGAACAUUUCUAUUAUUUUUAUUUGGUUCAGCUACUUGCCAAAAUACAAAGAUAAAAUCUAAUGUUUUUUUAAAAAAAUACUUUUAUAUACUGAUAUUUUAUGUAUCCGAUGCUUUUAUGUUUAAAAAUCAAAACCUUUUUUGCCCCCUUUACUAAAGUAUUAAGGGAAAAACUUAAAUAGAUGGCAUUUUAAAAUUCUUUAUAGCAUUCUUUAGAAUUGGAAGAGAGACUAACCUUAUUUUCACAAAGUGGAAAGUUAAGCUUGUAUGAAAAUUUAUUUUUAUCUAAGUCAUUAAACUUCCUACUCCUUAAGUGAUGAUAAACAGUACAUUCUGGCAACCCUAGCCACACCUCAUUUUACAGGUUUAUUUUAAAGCUAGUUAUCUUUAUCAAGGCUUCCCAAAGCACUUAAGUUUUCACAGCAACAACAACUUUUCUUUAUUGGACUCAUAUUUCAUUAAUAAAGUAUACUUCAUCAACUGACACACAGGUGUGGGAGCAAACAGCUAACUUUUGGCAAGGCAGGAACAACUGGUAGGAGAGUCAUGGGCUUCAGUAUGAUUUUUAGUGAAGAUGUAAAGCCCCAGUUUAAUCCAGUGAGUUCGUUAAGUAGGGAUUAGAGCUACCUAAAAGUAAAAGAGCUUUUACUGUAUAUGGAAAUUUGUCUUUUCCACAUUUGUGAGAAUUUUCCAUUAAGUACACAUACACAUGAAGCUUUCACCGUAUUGUUUCACUCACUGGAUGAAAUGCUGAGCACUCAGUUUGACCUUUGCUCUUCUUUCAGUUAAUUCCUAAGUGACUGGGCAAAUUUAUACCUAGUAUCAAAAAAAUAAUUAUCUUUUAUCUGUGUUCCAUGUCAUAGGGUGCUUAUGAAGCCCAUUUAAUACCAGAGAUGAUGUAUACAAACUAGUCUCUACUGCUGGGGUGGUUUUAUUGGUUACAUAGGAAGUAAUGUGUUGAACAGGGCAAAAGAGGGAAAACAGGGUUUUCAGUCUGAACCUUAACUUUAAAAUAACCGCUAACAUCACCAGAACAUAUGGAACUUUCCACAAAGAACAUGGAUAAUGACAGAAAAUGCAACCAGCAUAUGAACAAAACUGGAUUCUCAGGCUAAAAACAGGAACAGCUAAAGUGACAAGCAGCCAACAUUAUAUGCAGAUAUCUGAAGACAGUAGUGCAGAGAUUUUUCAAAGACUGCAUACUUAAUGAAACUGAAGUCUAAAAACAGGCAUUUAUACAAGUUCAGUUUGCUAAAAUGCUAGAGAGGUACAGAGUAAAACACAUACUUCACAUAAUGAUCCACCUCCUUUGAAGAAAGCAAUGCUAAACCUUCAACCAUAGAUAAGCUUGCUGAAGUCAAUACACAGCAGAAAUUUUAUAAUUGAAAUUUGAUGACCCCAUCUUUGGAGGAUCUGAUUAGUACUAGAGGAAAGGUCCCUAUAAGACUUUUUCCCCCAACUGCUCAUCUUUUGGCAGUUAGCUUUUAUUACUGGAGUGAGAUAAGAUGACUGACAACAGAUUACAUAUGAACCAGUUUCUAUGAUAUGAGUCAGGAAUAAAUGCUAUGUCCUGUGACGGCACCACUAUCCAUCCCCAAGUAACAUCUCCACAAAGAGAAGACCCAUUCCCAGGCAUACUUAAAUUUGCUAGUUAGAAAAUUAUUCAGAGCAAUUUCUAAUCCAUAGCUAGUCACAUGGGAUGCAAACAUUAUAUAACCAUUGCACCUUCUGCACCCAUAUCCCUAAAAUCAUCCUAUUUAUAAGACAAUCUGGGCCUAGAGUAGAAUUUCAACACAAGCCAUCCCUUCCAUAUUUACUAGCCUUAAUAUCACUGCCAAUAUCAGCAGUACAUCACUGUAUGAGCUAUUUGAGAACCAGAUAUAUGACAAUCAUAUAGUACCAGCUUUACUAAUUCAAGAUACAUAAAAUGUAAUGAAUAUUGGUAUUAUAAAAAUGCACAAUUUUUUUUAAUGAGAAAAGGGAAGUUUCACUCAUGAGAUCUCUCCUGAAGCAACAUUUUUCCCACUAGAUUUCAAAGUUCUUCAGCCAAAAACUCUUCUUAAUAAGUAGUUUGGUAAGAUCUAGCCUAUUCUUAAUUUUUUGCCCAAAAGUUAUUAAAUUUUAUAAUUGAAUCAAUAUUAGCAUUACACAACCUUACUGUAAAAUAAGUUUAUUGGUAAUGACCUUAUAUAUAUAAUUUAUUCUCAAUAUCUGAUGUUACAAACUUUAGGGUCUUUGAGAUAGGCAGGAUCCUUGUAAGUAACUGGCAUGAAACCUGUAAAGAAAUAAUAAAGUUCUUCAUAAAAAA
Molecule: messenger RNA, 3882 nt
Organism: Choloepus didactylus (southern two-toed sloth)
Lineage: Eukaryota; Metazoa; Chordata; Mammalia; Pilosa; Megalonychidae
Gene: ABRAXAS1
Product: abraxas 1, BRCA1 A complex subunit
Exons: 7
Coding region: 623-1528 (301 amino acids)
Biological process (GO): mitotic spindle assembly; protein K63-linked deubiquitination; attachment of spindle microtubules to kinetochore
Cellular component (GO): nucleus
Molecular function (GO): polyubiquitin modification-dependent protein binding; microtubule binding
Source: RefSeq, a predicted model, not a curated record